CAUUCCACACCCAAUUCCAAUUUUUUUUCCCCUGUUGGCUGUUGCUGAUAAGAAAUCUUUUUAGACACAAUUUUCACAGCGCUAGUCCUAAAACAAGAAAUCAGUCUACCCUUCAAGCAAAAGACCCACAAAUAUAUUUUCUACUUUUUGCAUAAAUUCCUUUUGUUACUGCUUCUCAUUUCAGCUCACCAAAUUAAAACCACUAUACAAUCUUAAGCACGUCAACAAAUUAAACUCAUGCACUUCUUGCAUAUAAUUCAUCAUCCCAUGCAACCCAAACCCUCUUAUUUUCAUUCAACUACCACUAUUACUACUCAUUCAAACACCAUGAACAAUCAGUUCAACCACACACGUUCAACUUUUUCCCCUUCUUCUUCCUCUUUUUUUCCCGUCUUUUCUUACGGAACUAUGAUCGGCGAGAUCCAAAUACUUGAAAUCUUAUUUGCUUUGGGAGUAUAUGUAGUUAUACAUUCUCUAAGACAGAAGAAGCAUUAUGGUUUACCUGUGUGGCCCUUCGUAGGAAUGCUUCCUUCUUUGGUGAUCGGUCUUAGGUGGAACUUGUACGAAUGGCUUACCGACAUUGUUAACACACAAAAUGGCACGUUUCGCUUCAAGGGACCAUGGUUUAGUAACCUUCAGUGUGUGGUGACUUCUGAUCCUAGAAACUUGGAGCAUUUGUUGAAGACGAGGUUCUCGAACUUUCCUAAAGGAGGCUAUUUUCGACACUCCCUUAGAGACCUUCUUGGAGAUGGGAUAUUUAAUGCUGACAAUGAGACAUGGCAGAGACAGAGGAAGACGGCUAGUAUUGAGUUUCAUUCGACUCGAUUCAGACAACUCACAGCUGAUUCUUUGCUUGUGUUAGUCCAUCAAAGACUUAUACCAGUUCUAGAAGAAUCAGUUAAAAACUCUGUUCCGAUUGAUUUUCAAGAUGUUCUUUUAAGGUUAACUUUUGAUAAUGUAUGUAUGAUAGCUUUUGGGGUGGAUCCUGGAUGUUUAAGUCUAGGAUUACCUGAAAUUCCCUUCGCUCAGGCGUUUGAGAAAGCUACUGAAGCAACAGUUUUGCGUUUCAUGUCUCCAACUUGUGUAUGGAAGAUGAUGAGGUACCUUAAUAUUGGGCCAGAGAAAGUGCUAAAAGAAUCGAUAAAAGGCGUUAAUAAAUUUGCUGAUGAAGUUAUUAGGACACGGAAGAAGGAACUGGCUUUGCAAGACGAAAAUAGUAAGCAAAGAUCUGAUUUAUUGACUGUGUUUAUGAGGUUAAAGGAUGAAGAUGGACAGCCAUUUUCUGACAAGUUUUUGAGAGAUAUAUGUGUUAAUUUCAUUCUUGCUGGAAGGGAUACUUCAUCUGUAGCACUUAGCUGGUUUUUCUGGCUUAUCGAUCAACACCCAGAAAUUGAGGAGAAGAUUUUAGCUGAAAUUUGCGGAAUUACUGAAAAAAGAGAAAUUAAUGAAGAUAAUAAAGGGCCAUUAGUAUUCCGGCCAGAGGAGGUUAAGAAAAUGGAAUAUCUUCAAGCUGCUAUUUCCGAGGCCCUCAGACUUUACCCUUCAGUGCCAGUUGAUCACAAGGAGGUUGUUGAAGAUGAUGUAUUCCCAGACGGGACAAUUUUGAAGAAAGGAACAAAGGUCAUCUAUGCUAUCUACUCAAUGGGAAGAAUGGAAGCAAUCUGGGGUAAGGACUGCAGGGAAUACAAGCCAGAGAGGUGGCUUAGAGAUGGACGGUUUAUGAGUGAAUCAGCAUACAAAUUUACAGCUUUUAACGGAGGACCUAGACUAUGCUUAGGUAAGGACUUUGCCUAUUACCAAAUGAAGUUUGUUUCUGCUUCCAUUAUAUACCGAUACCAUGUGAAGGUGGCGAAAAAUCAUCCUGUUCAACCAAAGCUUGCUCUUACUAUGUACAUCAAACACGGCCUUAAAGUAAAUCUCAUCAGACGCGAUAAACCUGAACUUCAAAAGUACCUUAAGGUUAUAUAAACUAGUGCACUUUUUAAGGAAGGUGUGUAUGUCUUCUUAUAUCAGUUUAUGUUAUGAAUGUUUCAAGGUGUUGUGUAUUUAGAAGCUACAUGUUAUUGAUUAUAGGUUUGAUGAUUAAAUUUUGAAUGAAUUAAGCAGCUACAGACUAUUAUGAAUUGA
Messenger RNA from Amaranthus tricolor (Joseph's coat), 2127 nucleotides. RefSeq names its product cytochrome P450 86B1-like. Lineage: Eukaryota; Viridiplantae; Streptophyta; Magnoliopsida; Caryophyllales; Amaranthaceae. The transcript is spliced from 2 exons. Gene Ontology annotation, molecular function: monooxygenase activity; oxidoreductase activity, acting on paired donors, with incorporation or reduction of molecular oxygen; iron ion binding. Bases 238 to 1968 code for a protein of 576 amino acids. The record is from RefSeq and is a predicted model, not a curated record.